GCGGUCUGCACAGGCGCAGACUGAGUCUUAAGGGCGCGUUGCACAGCCCCUUGCUUUCACUGAGGGUGGUGUUGCGAGCCAAGAGAUCCAGAGAUCCUGGUGGGGAUCAAGUGAGAGACAGACCCAAGUUCUUUUUCCAGCGAGGAGCAGCCUUACUCUCAGUGCUUCUGACAGGCCUGAGCUUUGGGAAAGGACUGAUGGCUUCCAGCAUAGGUUGGAAAUGCACGGGCUUCCUGAAGGCUGUAACAAGUGGUAGCUUCUUCUUGUCUACCUGGGGCCAGUUUCCCCGGAGAGGAAUGGGAAGCGUUCUGGACCCUGCGAUGAGAGCCUACCUGGAGGAGAACACCGAGGUCACUAGCAGUGGCAGCCUCACUCCUGAAAUCCGGUUGCGGCUUUUGACCCCCAGAUGCAAGUUCUGGUGGGAGAGAGCUGACCUGUGGCCCCAUGGUGACCCUUACUGGGCGAUCUACUGGCCAGGAGGCCAGGCCCUAUCUAGGUAUCUUUUGGAUAAUCCAGAUGUUGUCAAGGGAAAGUCUGUGUUAGACCUGGGGAGUGGAUGUGGAGCUACAGCAAUUGCUGCUCAGAUGAGUGGGGCAUUGAGGAUCUUGGCCAACGACAUAGACCCUGUUGCAGGAAUGGCUAUCACACUAAACUGUGAACUGAAUCACCUCAGUCCUUUUCCUAUUUUAACCAAAAACAUGCUAAAUCUGAAGCAAGAUCAGUGGGACCUUGUUGUCGUUGGAGAUAUGCUUUAUGACGAAGCCCUGGCCGACAGUCUUCAUGGGUGGCUGAGGAAGUGCGUUCGGACCUUCGGAACUCAAGUACUCAUAGCUCUACCUAUUGUUAAAAUCAUCUGGCAGUGAUUUAAAAGCUACCCAUGCCCAGUACUUUUUCUUCAGAACCAAUUUAAUUGGUCUGCAGUGGAUCCUGAGUGUUGAAAGUUUAAAAGUUCCACUGGUUUAAAUUUAAUGCUCAGGCCUGGCUGAGAACUGUUGACUUUGACAAUGAAGAAAACUGGAACCUCAGGUGAUCAGAGGGAUUCUUUUAGACCGAUACACAACUCAAGUAAGUCGUGCUGCUUUGUAGAUGACUGGCAUUCUCAACACUUCUUCUGAAGGAGAAGCAAGGAGUAAAGCAUCUGUUUUCUGUAGUGUUUUCACUUUACAUAAGUGUUUUGGAAAUGGAGUCUAAUAGCUUUGGCCUUGUAACUUCUCUUAGGUUUAUGUUCUAAUUGCUAAACUAAAUAUACUGCCAGAGAAAGUGUUAUUCCCUGGAUUUUUGAGUAUGUAUAUUGCAGAAUAGUAAUUUCCUAAUGAUGAUGAUUACAAAUAGAUCUAUAUGUCAGAGUGGAAAGGAGGUUCUAUAAAUGACACGUCGUGUAGAAACUGGGCUCCUUUUCCGUGCUCCCCUUCUCUGUAUGGCCCAGUAGUAAAAGCCUGCUGUUAGUGACCAUGGUUCUGCUGCUCACUUAUUUAAAAUAAAGAGUACAAUGUUGUUUCAUGCUUCUAC
Messenger RNA from Chinchilla lanigera (long-tailed chinchilla), 1509 nucleotides. It is a transcript of the gene Etfbkmt, whose product is annotated as methyltransferase like 20. Gene Ontology annotation, biological process: peptidyl-lysine trimethylation. The record is from RefSeq and is a predicted model, not a curated record. Gene Ontology annotation, molecular function: protein-lysine N-methyltransferase activity. The coding region runs from base 198 to 863 and encodes 221 amino acids. The transcript is spliced from 5 exons. Gene Ontology annotation, cellular component: mitochondrial matrix. NCBI's taxonomy places the organism in Eukaryota, Metazoa, Chordata, Mammalia, Rodentia, Chinchillidae.